Molecule: messenger RNA, 405 nt
Organism: Moneuplotes crassus
Lineage: Eukaryota; Ciliophora; Spirotrichea; Euplotida; Euplotidae
Source: the annotation of a GenBank genome assembly
AUUUUUUUGAAAUUUUUAGUUAAUAUGGACCCAACACCCACAAAUUCCCAUCAGACAGAAGAUAAUUUUGAUGAUAACAACUCUGCUUCAGAAAUAUUUGAGUCGAGAAUUGACCAAAUCAGAGCCCACGUAAUUAAAAAGGUAGAAGAGUAUGCUGAAAAGAUCUUCACAAUGAAUAGACUCAAAGCUGAGAUCCGGCAAGCUGAAUUAAACCUCCGCUUGAACGAAGAUCUGCUCUCAAAAAUGUCAGCAAAUUCUAAAAAGAGGUCAGAAUCAGGCACUGGAAUUCCUUUCUUAGACCGGAAUGAGCAAGAGUAUCACAAGCUUGACCAAAGUAUCGGAAUAGAGGGUCUGCAAGACUUGUUCCCACAGAUAGAUCUUCAGGAGGAAAUGGAAAUAAGUUAG